Molecule: messenger RNA, 5997 nt
Organism: Ramularia collo-cygni
Lineage: Eukaryota; Fungi; Ascomycota; Dothideomycetes; Mycosphaerellales; Mycosphaerellaceae
Product: probable proteasome activator subunit 4
Exons: 2
Coding region: 1-5997 (1998 amino acids)
Biological process (GO): proteasomal ubiquitin-independent protein catabolic process
Cellular component (GO): nucleus; cytosol
Molecular function (GO): peptidase activator activity; proteasome binding
Source: RefSeq, a predicted model, not a curated record
AUGACGGCGGAAGGUGCAAUUCACGAUCGCGUGUCCGAGCUAUUGGGCGCGGGCAACGGCCCUCAGAGCAAUGGAAGCAGUCACGAUGAUUCACGCGCAACAUCGCCUGGCGCUGUGGCUCGCAGCGAUGGAGAAAGCGACGCUGAGCGCCUGGGGCGGACACGGGCACGAGUGUUUCCUUACCAGAGAUACCUGCCCUACGAGACGGAAUCAUUGGAACAGCGAGAACAGGACAUGGACGAAAUGAUCAAGCAUCUCUAUGUUUCCAUUGCUGCAGGCGACUUCAUACCAGGCGCCGUGCACUGGACCAAGGAGAUUCGUGGCUGUAUGGCUCUCAAGUUCGACCUCACAAGAAAGCAACGCAUAUCCUUGGUGAAGCUUUAUUAUGAGCUCGCCCUUGCCCCGGGCUUGGAGUACGCGGCACAGGAGCGUUUCGCCAGCAUGUUCAUGGUCCUCACCAAGCGAAAGCACUACCUACGACCUGUCAAGGACCUCAUUCUGGACUGGCGGCCUCUUUACAAGGAGAUUAAAGCGUUUGUCCUGCCUUCGGAAAGCAGCACACAAAACCCCAACGUCAGCAAGAGAAACAUUCGCACACUCACAAAGUUGUGUACCUUUGCGCAGCUCUUCUUCGACCCGGCGGAGACACCGGCCAUGCUGGAGGAGUUCUUGCCGUUCUACAGCAUGUCCUUUGCAGAGCACGCGUUUGUKGUGGUCGGACUAUUCAAUCUGAUGUUACCCACCACUCCGGCCCCAGAGGGUGACGUGAGCCUCAUGCCACAGCACUACCUCCCGACGUUCUUUCAUCUCUGGUCGACGGUCAACAGAUCCGCGAUGAUGGAUGCGCGUUUUCUCGACAUCCUCUCCCGUUUGGCUAGAGACUGUCUUGGGGCACACCAAGUACCGUUUGGUGCGUGUGGUAUCUACACAGAGGAGCAGUCAUCGUUGAUAUUCACGGCUGUGCUGAGAUUGCUUGAAAUUCCCGUUGGACAAGCCACGACGCCGUACAGUGCACACGUCGAUGUCGCCGUCGGCACAGGCUUGUAUCUGGAGAGAGAUCCACGAAAGCAUCCGCAUUCGCAUUUCAUCGCGAGGUGGAUAGUCAUGUCUCUUUCGCCGCACUGCCUGGAGGUCAACAACCUAAAAUCCACAUUACACCAGCUUGAAGGGCUGAUACAGGGCAUCGAGACAUUCUUCCAUCCUUCGAAUUCUGGAUCAUGGACCAAGUCUCUAUCGCAACUGGUAUAUUACCUCGCCGACUUCUUCGUCAUGCGCUGGAACCGCGAGCAAAGUGGCGAGUACGAUAUUCCGGAGGAUCGCAAGCUGACGCCCGAAGUCAAGCGCCGAUUUGUGCUUUGCCUGAGAGACGUGGUGUUCAUGGGAAUAUAUGCGAAGAGUGGGACGGCAAUGAACUACAGUCUUAGCACCCUUCAGAGCCUCGCAUACCUCGAGCCGACGCUCAUUCUUCCAGGCGCAUUGCAGCGCAUCUACCCGGCCAUGCAGGGUCUGGUUGAAGUACAUCGAACCGUGUCCUCCAUUCGGGCAUUGCAGAUGCUAAGUCGAGUCAUGUCCAAAACGCCUGGAUUUCGGUGUCAUUUGACAACAUUGUUGGGACUCGCCCUACCUGGUGUGGAUGCCAAUGAUCUGGACAAGACCAUGCAUAGUCUUGCCUUCAUCCAAUCAGUGUGCUACAAUAUUCCUCUACACGAUCUCACAAAGCAGCGCAAGGUUGAGCAUGGCGAGCUCAACGGAGACCAGGAGAUGUCUGACACUGGUGGGGAUUUCGCUGCGCAGGAAGGAGGCACCGGACCCGCUGUUGAAUGGAUAACAAAUCAAGUCGCGCGUUUCGAACAGGAAGGCCCCGGCAUCGAGAUCGAUUAUGCGUCCGAAUUGGACGCUGAAGACGAAGCAAUGCUCCUCAAAUCGUCCACGGCUGGUUUCGCGGAGUUCCUCAUCAGUUUCCUUGGACGCGUUUUCACCUUGCUACAGAACUUGCCUGAUCCAGCGAGGGUUAAGAGCGGCGGGCCCGAGGAAAAUGUAGUCAACACAUUGCCGGCCGCAUUCGGUCCUCUGCUUGCCAGUUUGAGUCCCGAGCUCUACGACGUUGCGUUGGAGCAAAUCGCCCGAUUUGUAUCAAAUCAUGUCGUACACCAAGCGCGAGAUGCCAUGGCCUUCAUCUGUAAUGCUCUGGUCAAGAUCUCACCCAAGAAGGCGCUCCACCGUCUACUGCCGGGCUUAAUAGCUAGCAUCCGGACCGAGAUCACCGAGGUUGGCGCUGGUUCGACCCGUACAAUGGGCAGUGAGAUUCUUCCCAGAGAUAGGGCGUUGAUUUGGCAUGUCUCUCUGCUAAGCAUGUGUGUGGUGCACGUGGGAAGGGACGUGCUCGACUUCCAGGACGAGCUUUUCGACAUUGCAGCUUUCAUGCAGGACAACUGUAUUGGAAUUCCCCUGGUGCACGUAUCGAACUUUGUUCAUCACCUGCUGCUCAACCUGACAGUAACCUACACGGUCGACUACUCUCUGUAUAACCAGGCAGACCUCGAGAAAUGUCUGACGGAGAACAGCUGGGGUUGGAAUGCGGACCCAUCAACUUUGGACAUCAAGUGGCAUGUACCUGUCCAAGAAGAGAUUGAUUUCGCUGUUCGAUUGUUUGAAGCGCAAUGCGGACGUGCGCUGAAGGCUUUGAACGACCUGGUUUCGGACACUGCGCCUGUGAAGCGCGACGGGGUCGGUAAAGACUGGUCUGAUGAUGUUUCGAGUAACCUCGUGCUGCUGCGCUUGGUCAUCUCGGGGAUGUCUCGCCUCUUCCGCUCGGACGACAGCACCGUCACGCCUUAUGUGUUUACUGAUUCCAGUGCCGCAGGCAGCAAAGUCGCUUCUAUCCACGCUGGCGAUCUUGAGCUAGACGAGUUGCUCGACGAUAGCGGGCUUGAUCUCGUUGAGCCCGAAGAGGAGAAAGUCAAGCGUACAUUCCGAUACCCGACAGGCUACCCAUUGGAAGUUGGAAGCACCCAGUAUCAGUCGAUUCAUCAGCUGCGAAAGACAGCAGGAGAGACGCUCCACAAGGUGCACGCUUUCCUCGUCAAGAACCAAGAGGAUGAUGUGCCUUGUUUCAAUUCGCUUUACACUGCAUAUCGCUCAUGGUUUGUUGACGUUGGCAUAGAACGCUCCGCGCAUGUCCUCGAUAGACUUACCCGCUUACUGGGUGCCGACAUCCAUCCUUUCAAGUUUUCUGGAACGAGAAAGCAGUACCCACGACCGCUGCUUGUGAGGAGAGCAAAUCUUUAUCACUUUCAACGCCUGCGAUACAAUGAACACACCAGAGCCGCUUCAGAUCUCGACAAAUUGCUCAUUCUUGAUCUUGCACAUUCGAGCACGUCAGUGUACACGGACAUUCGACGCACAGCGCAGUCGGCAGGCGAGCAGGCAAUGAAGAGUAUCAUUGGUGCCAAGCCUCUGAUAAUCCCGACCCUCCUUGAUGCCAUGGAGGAUGCCCUGAAAAAGGGCGAGCAUCCGAGAAUUAAAGGCGCUGUCUUCUCGCUUCUGUUCGGCAGUCUUGCAAAGCCGAUAGGAAGGAAUUGGAAAUACGCCCCGCGCAUGAUCAAAUUGUACAUUCAAGCAUCGGAAACUGACCGGCCGAGCAUACAAAAAUUGGUGGCUCAAUGUAGCUUCACCAUCCAGGACAUGGUCAAAGCAAACGACACCAUGGUCAUUCUCGACGAAGCAACGCUGGAAGACGCUUGGCCUGAAGAUUGUGUGGCCGUCUCGAGAACCAUCGCGUCCACCAGGGAGGACGCCAAGGCUCUCGUCCCCAAGAAGAAAGCGGGCAUCGUCAAGAGACGUGGUGUGGUGGAGCAGCGCAAGGCUGAACUGGCGGCCGAGCUCAUCCAGAGUGUUAACAACAGUCACUGGAAAAAGGCGAGCCGGACUGCUGUUAUGGCCAUCGGUCUCGACUACCGCUUUGCGACCAUUUCGUCCGACAGCAUGCUGGAUCUCAUAGUGAAGGGAGUCAUCGACCAGCAUCCACAGCUCCGGACGCUAUACGCGUCCGCGCUGAAUGCGAUUUUUAAUUUGACGCAGACGAGAGCACUGGUUGGGCACAAGUACGAGAAUUACGUGCUUGAUGAUCAGAACGACCCCGACGCAGUUUCGGUCCCAACGGCUCCUGAAGAUGAGACCUGGACUCAACGCUAUCUUGAGUCAUUUGCGAAGCCCGAGGCAGAAGCAUACAUCGACAGCGACUAUCCUGGCUGGUUGGUCUGGCAAAAGACAAUGCGCGGAUUCCGAACUGGUCCAAGUCGAUUAGAGUAUGAUGACGUUGAGAAGGCUGCCCGCCGUAAGAUGGGACAGCAUAUCGAUCGCAACUGGCUUUCGACAUAUUUUGGCUACAUGAAGCAAGAGCCCCGUGACGGCGCCGAUAAAUUCCGCAUCUCCAGCUCCAUGAUUGUCGCAUAUGCGAUGGAUCUCAUGGCCGAUGGUCUCACCCAAGUGACAUUCGAAGACUUCAAGGAUCUCACAAAAGCGGUGUAUGGUAACGGCUCCGACAAGCAUCAGCACCGGGCACUGUCCGAAAUACUGGGAGCUAUGCUUUCGAGUUCGGAAGACUUUGCGCCAGAAUUGAGGACUGCCAUCUGGGACUUUGCAUUCCCCAUCGUUCGUCGAGUGUUCAGUGAUGGCUUGACGCCGGAGAACCAGUCCUAUUGGACAUCAUUCGUUGCCAUCAUUGUCAGCGGCAAGGAUCCACGCCRAGCCUGGCCUUUGAUCGACUGGUUGGCGGGCUUUCGCCUCGACAUGCAAUCAAGUGCGGCCUUCAAAGAAAGUUCAAAGAUCACACUUUUGCAGCAGACUGUCACCGCGGUCGGCUGGCACUUCCAGCUUGAUCGCCCAAUAGUACAGGACAUGUUGGAGCACCUCGACCACCCGUACAAGAGCGUUAGAGAAGUAAUGGGUAACACCCUUGCCACCAUCUUCCGGACGAGAUACCACGAGUCGUACAAAGACGUCCCCACUCUGCUGGAUGCGCAAAGAGCGGCGUCAUCGAUUGGCACCCGACCCUAUCAACCGACCGAGGAGUUUUCUGGCAUUAUGAAGAAUGUCCUCGAGCGUCUUGAACAGUGGCGCCUCCAACGUCCCGCUGGUACCCAAACACCCACUGCGUACACGCAAGGGAGCAAGACGGUUCUUCUUUGGCUAGAGGGUACUCUCAACAACUACGACUGUACCUCUCUCGUACCAUUCUUCCCAGGUCCUUUCAUGGAAGAGCUACUCCACAUGAUGGACAUCAAAGAAGACCCUGAACUGCAAGCACUCGCUUACCUCGUCUUCCGCCACUUGCCCAACAUCCCGCACCGCGCCGGCGAAGACAAAGCUUUCGUUGCUUCCCUGGUCAAGAUUGGACGGCAAGCACACUCAUGGCAUCAGCGGCUCCGAGUCCUUAUCAACAUCCAGGUCAUCUAUUUCCGUAGUCUCUUCCUGCUGCCGGAACAGCAGGCCGAGGAUCUUUUCAAGUGCGUGCGCGAGAUGCUUCACGAUGCGCAGCUUGAGGUGCGGGUGGGCGCUGCUCUCACGCUUAGUGGCAUGGUGCGAUGCUCGCCCGUCGACUUCCGCAAUAAGAAGGUGGAAGAUCUGAGGAAGCACUUUGCCAACAUGCUCAUCAAAAACCCGCUGCCCAAGCGUAAUAGAGACGGCCCAAAGGAAGACAGCACCAACGCUGCAGCCCAGGAACAGAACAAAUUGGUGCUUACGCGUCACGCCGCCGUACUUGGCCUGGGUGCGCUCGUACAGGCGUUCCCAUACACCUCUCCACCGCCGAGGUGGCUGCCUGAAGUACUCGCAACCCUGGCAGGACGGGCUGCAAGUGACCCCGGGAUGGUGGGCAAGAGCGUCAAGACUGUGCUGAGUGACUUCAAGAAGACGAGGCAGGAUACCUGGCAUGCUUUCACUCUGGAGCAGCUCGAGGACCUAGAAGGCGUGUUGUGGAAGAGCUACUUUGCGUAG